This is a messenger RNA of Triticum urartu, 2558 nucleotides long. NCBI's taxonomy places the organism in Eukaryota, Viridiplantae, Streptophyta, Magnoliopsida, Poales, Poaceae. The record is from RefSeq and is a predicted model, not a curated record.
ACUCCGAUCGAGGCGAUGCCCCCCACACCACACGUCCGCGACCGCGACGCCGCGACGCUACCGCCAGCAUCACCACCACUACCCGGCCAUGGCCACGCUGCUCCCCUCGUUUCCGCACGCCCUCUCCAAGCCCCGCCACCUCCACCACCACCACUCCCACGUCGCCGCCGCCUCCGCCAGGCCCGAUGCCCCCAGCCCCGCCUCCGCCUCCGCCUCCGCGGCGCCCGCCAGCUCCCUCCUCCGCCGCCUCAUCGCGCGCGACGACCUCGCCGAGGCCGCGCGCCUCGUCGAGACCUCCACCUCCCGCGGCGAGGCGCCCGACGUCUACCUCUGCACCAAGCUCAUCCGCAACCUCUGCCGCCGCGGCCGCACCUCCGACGCCGCGCGCGUCCUCCGCACCGCCGAGGCCUCCGGCGCCCCCGUCGACGUCUUCGCCUACAACACCCUCGUCGCCGGCUACUGCCGCUACGGCCGCCUCGACGCCGCGCGCCGCCUCAUCGCCGCAAUGCCCGUCCCGCCCGACGCCUACACGUACACGCCCAUCAUCCGGGGCCUCUGCGACCGCGGCAGGGUCGGCGACGCGCUCGCCCUGCUCGACGAUAUGCUCCGGCGCGGCUGCCAGCCCAGCGUCGUCACCUACACCGUCCUCCUCGAGGCCGUCUGCAAGAGCAGCGGCUUCGGGGAGGCCAUGAACGUCCUCGACGAGAUGCGCGCCAAGGGCUGCACGCCCAACAUUGUCACCUACAACGUCAUCAUCAACGGCAUGUGCAGGGAGGGCCGCGUCGACGAUGCCAGGGAGAUCUUGAACCGGCUGUCGUCUUAUGGGUUCCAGCCCGACAUCGUCAGUUACACCACCGUGCUCAAGGGCUUGUGUGCCGCUAGGCGGUGGGACGACGUCAAGGUGCUCUUUGCUGAGAUGGUGGAGAAGAACUGCGUGCCCAAUGAUGUUACCUUUGACAUGCUAGUCAGAUUCUUCUGUCGCGGGGGUAUGGUGGAGAGGGCGAUCGAAGUUCUUCAGCAAAUGUCACAACAUGGAUGCACACCCAACACUACCUUGUGCAACAUUGUCAUAAACGCUAUGUGUAAACAAGGUCGUGUGGAUGAUGCCUAUGACUUCUUGAACAACAUGGGCAUGUAUGGGUGCAAUCCUGAUACCAUUAGCUAUACUACUGUGCUAAGGGGCUUGUGUCGUGCCGGCCGAUGGGAGCAUGCCAAGGAGCUAUUGCCCGAGAUGGUCCGAAAGAACUGCCCCCCAAAUGAGGUCACAUUCAAUACAUUCAUCUGUAUCUUGUGCCAGAAAGGAUUGAUUGAGCAAGCUAUCAAGCUUAUUCAACUGAUGCCGGAGUAUGGAUGUUCAGUGGGUAUUGUCACAUACAACGCUCUUGUCCAUGGCUUCUGUGUGCAAGGGCGUGUUGAUAGUGCUCUUGAGUUGUUUAACAAUCUUCCAUGUGAGCCCAACACCAUUACAUACACUACGUUGUUGACAGGCUUGUGCCAUACCGAGCAGCUGGAUGCUGCUGCAGAGCUCUUGGCUGAGAUGAUUCAGAAGGAUUGCCCUCUAAAUGCGGUGACUUUCAACGUACUUGUGAGUUUCUUCUGUCAAAAAGGGUUUGUCGAGGAAGCAAUCGAACUUGUGUAUCAAAUGAUGGAGCAUGGUUGCACCCCUAACCUGAUCACAUUUAAUACUUUACUCGAUGGGAUCACCAAGGAUUGCAACUCAGAAGAAGCGCUGGAGCUAUUGCAUGGUUUGGUCAGUAAGGGAGUAUCCCUAGAUACGAUAACCUACUCUUCAGUCGUUGAUGUCCUCUCAAGAGAAGAUAGAACUGAAGAAGCCAUUCAGAUGUUUCAUGCCGUGCAAGAUAUGGGGAUGAGACCAAAAGCUGGGAUGUAUAACAAGAUACUGUUUGCCCUCUGUAAAAGAUGUGAAACAGAUCAGGCUAUUGAAUUUUUUGCUUAUAUGGUGUCUAACGGUUGCAUGCCUAACGAGUCGACCUACAUUAUACUCAUUGAAGGCCUUGCCCAUGAGGGUCUGUUGAAGGAAGCACAAUAUGUACUGAGUGAGUUGUACACGAAAGGAGUUCUAAGCAAGAGUUUAAUUGAAGACCAUCAGUAAGGUUGUGGUUCACACUGUGCAUAUGCCUUAUUACUGAAGAGUGAGAAAGAAAAUUGUGCAUAUGCUUUGAGUCAUGAGGCUUUCGUGCUUAUUAAAUUCUGCUGAGUCUCCAUGGGCCUCAUUUACAGCAAGGUGGAAUCGGGUGGCAUGCUUUAUGUGUGUGCUUCAAGCUACAAUGAUCCAUAAAGAUGGGAUAGAUCUUUGAAGUGUGAAGACCAAGGAAAUCAAAAGGACGGUCUGGAGGAUAACACAAGCAAAUAAGAUAAAAACAUGUUCAUACUUGUAACGGCCGAAUAAAAGAUACAGGCCAAUAAAGUUUCUUAGAAACACUUCUCAGUUUCAGCAGAUUGAGACUAAAUUGUUGAAUUAUUUGACUAUACUUCUCCGUGUUUAUAAACAUUUUGGUUUGUCUUCCAUGAGCAAUGGUAUGUGCACAAUUGCUUUC